Messenger RNA from Ananas comosus (pineapple), 1543 nucleotides. Its product is annotated as probable glycerol-3-phosphate acyltransferase 3. The record is from RefSeq and is a predicted model, not a curated record. Gene Ontology annotation, biological process: cutin biosynthetic process. Gene Ontology annotation, molecular function: glycerol-3-phosphate 2-O-acyltransferase activity; phosphatase activity. The coding region runs from base 71 to 1348 and encodes 425 amino acids. NCBI's taxonomy places the organism in Eukaryota, Viridiplantae, Streptophyta, Magnoliopsida, Poales, Bromeliaceae. The transcript is spliced from 2 exons. Gene Ontology annotation, cellular component: membrane.
AGAAAAGAAAGAGGUUUAUAUAUAUAUAUAUAUAUAGAGAGAGAGAGAGAGAGAGAGAGAGAGAGUUCUAAUGCCACCACCAAAGGCCUUCUCCAAAUCUUUGCUCUAUUUUCACCGGUUUUUGCGGCGGAGGCUGACCAACCCGUUCGCACACCACCACCGUAAAAACGCGCAUGUAAACCACCCAAAACCGCAAAAAUGCCCUCCGCCGCCCCUCGACCACCUCGCCGACAAAACCGUACUCCUCGACGUGGACGGCGCCCUCCUACGAUCCCCCUCCGCGUUCCCUUACUUCAUGCUCGUCGCGUUAGAGGCGGGGAGCUUCUUAAGAGGCCUUUUACUGCUAUGUAUAUACCCUCUCCUACUCCUUUUGAAUUAUGAGCUCGGAACAAGGAUCAUGGUAUUCGUGUGCUUCGUCGGAAUACGGGCGGAUAAGUUCCGGCUAGGGAGCGCCGUGCUACACAAGUUCUUCUUAGAAGAUGUGGGCAUGGAGGGGUUCGAGGUGUUGAGGAGGGGAGAGAGGAGGGUGUGUGUUAGUAGGUUGCCACGUGUCAUGGUGGAGGGGUUUUUGGAGGAGUAUUUAGGUGUGGAGGUGGUGGUGGGGAGGGAGAUAAAGGUGGUGGGUGGGUACUUUGUUGGGUUAAUGGAAAAGGAAAGAGAGGUGGAGGAGAACUCGGAGUUGAAGAGAAUAAUGUUGUUGGGUGAUCAUGAACAACAACAGGAGGAGUCGGGUGGAGGAGUUGUGGGUUACUUCGGAUGCUCCCACCAGGAUCCGCACCGCAAACUUUUCUCUCAUUGCAAGAGUAUUUACUGGGUGAACGAAGCAGAGAAGAGAAACUGGCACGUAUUGCCUAGAGAGCAGUAUACAAAACCCUUAGUAUUCCAUGAUGGGAGGUUGGCGUUCCGGCCGACUCCGAUGGCCACCCUCACCAUGUUUCUCUGGCUUCCUCUCGGCAUUCCCCUCUCCGUCUUUCGCACGCUCGUCUUUCUUCUCCUUCCUUACCCCCUUUCCAUCCCAAUUGGCGCCUUCUCCGGCAUGAGAGCCCGUCUUAUCGCCCCUUCUCCCGCUGCUGAUGACGAUUUUGGCGGCCGUAGCCACCUCUAUGUUUGCAACCAUCGCACCCUCCUCGACCCGAUCUACAUUUCUGCGGCACUCAAUAAGCACGUGACCGCCGUCACCUACAGCGUCAGCCGUAUUUCUGAAGCCCUGUCUCCGAUUCGGACUGUACCAUUGACAAGAAAUAAAGAGGAGGUAUAUACAUGUAUAAAAAAAAUCAAUUUUUUUUCCUUUAAAAACCAACAAGUAGUAGAGAUUAGGGGUGGCAAAUUCGUGUUCGGCUCGAAAUGAACUCAUGAUCAAAUUGUUCAUUUACUAAACGAGUCAAACACGAGCUAAAUUUUUCAGCUCGUUUAAUAAACAAGACGAACAUGAGCUGGAGUCAGCUCACUCGUGUUCGACUCGAUAACAGCUUGAAUAUAUAUAUAUUAGUUGAAUAUAGGUGCAAAUGCAUGUAGCGAAUAUUUUAAUAACUAUCUCAAAUUA